UAUUUUUAGGAGGAUUCUGACUGAGGAGAGUGAGGCCAUUUGGAACAUAAAGGAAGGGAAAUAAUUCCAGGUCACAGCUCCAGGGCAAAGUGAAAGCACUUAGCCUGGGUUUUGUAUCGAAAGAAGAAGAGCACAGUUCUGAAGACCAUUUCCUGCUUGUUGCAGAGUUGGGGAUCUCUCUUGCAACCCUGGAUCAUGGCCUGGCUGCUUCCCAGGGCUUGCUGCCUAAAAGUCUUCUGUCAGCCCUCUAGAGGACCCUUUUCUUCUGGAAUAGCUAAAGCUUGGAGCGGUGGGCCCCUGACUGCAUAUAUGCCGGAAGCUGUAGCAUUCGCUGGAUCAAGGGACCACCCAGGGCUGUACACGGUGUCAGUGGAGCAGGUAGAUGAAUUCUGGGGAGCUCUAGGGAGAAACCGACUCAUGUGGAUUAAUCCUUUUCACUCUGUCAAAGACUGUAAUCUACAGCAGGGCUGGGUGUCCUGGUUCCUGGGAGGACAACUGAAUGUAGCAGUGAAUUGUCUGGAUCGACAUGUCCACACAGCCCCAAACAAAGUGGCCCUGAUCUGGGAGAAAGAUGAGCCUGGGAAAGAAGUCCGGGUUACAUACAGAGAACUGCUUGAGUUGACCGGCCGUCUGGGAAACACCUUGAAACGACAGGGAGUGAAAAGAGGUGACCGAGUCACCAUCUACAUGCCCCCAUGCCCUCUGGCUGUGGCAAGCAUGCUAGCCUGUGCCCGGAUAGGAGCCGUACACACUGUGGUAUUUGCCGGAUUCAGCUCCGAGGCUCUAGCUGACAGGAUCCGGGAUGCGCAGUCAGAGACAGUGAUCACUGUGAACCAGGGGCUGAGGGGAGGCAAGGUUAUUGAGCUGAAGCAGACAGUGGACCAGGCCGUGCGUGUGUGCCCGCUGGUGAAGCGAGUUCUGGUUUCCAUGAGGACUGAGCAGAAGGUUCCCAUGUCAGAGCUGGAUGUGCCACUGGAGGAGGAAAUGAUGAAAGAGGACGUAUGCUGUGAGCCUGCUGUCAUGGAGAGUGAAGACUUGCUGUUCCUUCUCUACACAUCAGGCAGUACUGGCAAACCCAAGGGGCUGGUCCACUCCCAGGCAGGAUACUUGCUCUAUGCUGCCAUCACACACAAGUAUGUGUUUGAUUACCACGAUGGGGACGUCUUUGGCUGCGUGGCAGACAUCGGUUGGAUCACAGGGCACAGUUACGUGGUGUACGGCCCUCUGUGCAAUGGAGGUACCACCGUCCUUUUUGAGAGCACUCCAGUGUACCCCAAUCCUGGGCGUUACUGGGAAACAGUGGAGAGGUUACGAAUUAAUCAGUUCUAUGGAGCACCCACAGCAAUUCGCUUGCUGCUGAGAUAUGGGGACGAGUGGGUAAAGAGAUACGACAGAUCUUCCCUCAAGAUCCUUGGAUCAGUGGGAGAACCCAUCAACACAGAAGCGUGGGAGUGGUACUUCAAUGUGGUUGGCGAUGCACGGUGCCCAGUAGUUGACACAUGGUGGCAAACUGAAACAGGAGGCAUCUGUAUCUCUCCCCGUCCAUCCAGCCCCGGAGAUGAGAUUCUUCCAGGCAUGGCCAUGAGACCAUUCUUUGGGAUCAGCCCUGCCCUCCUGGAUGACAAGGGAAACAUCCUAACACAGAACAAUGUCUCUGGAGCCCUCUGCAUCUCUCAGGCCUGGCCAGGAAUGGCACGGACCAUUUACAAUGACCACAAGAGAUUUCUGGAAACCUACUUGAUGCCUUACCCAGGAUUUUUCUUCACGGGAGAUGGAGCCUAUCGUUCCAGCCAAGGAUAUUACCAGCUGACAGGACGUCUGGAUGAUGUCAUCAACGUUAGCGGGCACAGGCUAGGCACUGCAGAGCUGGAAGAUAUUGUGAAUCAGCACAGAGCGGUGGCAGAGUCAGCAGUGAUCGGUUUCCCUCAUGAGAUCAAAGGAGAAGGAGCGUAUGUGUUCAUUGUGCUGAAGAAGGGGACUGAUGUCUCUCAGGAGAGGCUGAGCAAUGAACUCAAGGAGUUGGUCUCAAAGAAGAUUGCUAAAUACGCAAGCCCUGAAUAUGUUCAGGUCACAAAGCGGCUACCCAAGACCCGUUCAGGUAAGAUUAUGCGCCGUGUCCUGAAGAAGAUUGUAGAGGACAAGGCAGAUGAGCUUGGGGAUCUGACCACCUUAGAUGACCACGAGGCCGUGGAGGAGAUCAUCGAGGGGCACAAGCGCCUCCUGCAGGAGGAGCAGGGCCAGUAACCUGCUCCCCUUUUCUUCACCCCCUCCUGCCCUCAUCUAAUUUGGGACUUAGCCUAGAAAAAGCCAAAUCAACAGGCACCAGUAAUUCAGUUGAGAUCACAACU
This is a messenger RNA of Mauremys mutica (yellowpond turtle), 2348 nucleotides long. RefSeq names its product acetyl-coenzyme A synthetase 2-like, mitochondrial. The record is from RefSeq and is a predicted model, not a curated record. The coding region runs from base 196 to 2244 and encodes 682 amino acids. Gene Ontology annotation, cellular component: mitochondrion. Lineage: Eukaryota; Metazoa; Chordata; Testudines; Geoemydidae. Gene Ontology annotation, molecular function: AMP binding; acetyl-CoA synthetase activity. The transcript is spliced from 15 exons.